Molecule: messenger RNA, 939 nt
Organism: Coprinopsis cinerea okayama7#130
Lineage: Eukaryota; Fungi; Basidiomycota; Agaricomycetes; Agaricales; Psathyrellaceae
Product: peroxisomal biogenesis factor
Exons: 6
Coding region: 69-818 (249 amino acids)
Biological process (GO): regulation of peroxisome size; peroxisome fission
Cellular component (GO): peroxisomal membrane
Source: RefSeq, a predicted model, not a curated record
UAAAUCGAGGUUUGGACCGACAACCCAGUUGCUUCACAACCUUGUUUCUCUACCUUCACUCGUUCGCAAUGGCAGCUAUCGCUUCUCAACUUGUCUUCCACCCUGCAGUCAAUCAGAGCUUGAAGUACGCUGCAACCACUGUCGGCCGCGACAAGGUCUACCGUGCUGUUCAAUACUUUGCUCGUUUCUAUGCUUGGUAUCUCCUCACAAGAGGUGACGACAAGGCCAAUGCUGCACGAUGGACGGCCCUCAAAUCCCAUCUUGGAACGGCUCGCAAACUGAUGCGACUUGGCAAACCUGUUGAACACCUCCAGGCAGCUUUGAAAAAUGCAUUUGCGCCUGCUCCUCCAGCAGAAACCAUCACUAGCGUCGCACGACAAGUCGCAUACUUUGGGUACCUCUCCUAUGACGUCGCCAUCUGGGCCAACACAAUCAAAUUCAUUAACCUUGCCCCUGAGACUGCUAAACGUAUCGCAAAGACCUCGUUCCGAUUCUGGUUUGCGGGAAUUGUCUUUAGCCUCAUCAACGGUAUCCUAAAGUCGCGACGACUUGCCGCCGAGGCGAAGAAAUUGAAGCAAUCGCGACCUUGGGGUGAGAAGGAUCUCGCAGAAGAAGCUGCUCGGGAGACCCGGUUGGAAGCUGUCCAGACCGCCCGUUUAGCCACUCGCCAACAACUCACGAUUGAUUUGCUGGACGUGUGGAUUCCGGCUACUGGCUCUGAACUUGUCAGUGUCAAUGAAGGCACUUUGGGUCUUUUGGGUCUCCUCUCUUCUAUCCUCGGUAUUCAAAACCAGUGGAACGCCGUUAACAAAAAGUAGUGGCAACGAUGGGCGGUUUUGUUGUAUAUUGGAAGCGGGAGGUGCUGCUGCGUUACGUUCUGUUGUCUAUGCGUGUAUUAUUCGGGUAAAUUAUUUGCAAAUAGUAUUGAUAGCAUGCCAG